Molecule: messenger RNA, 3309 nt
Organism: Hibiscus syriacus
Lineage: Eukaryota; Viridiplantae; Streptophyta; Magnoliopsida; Malvales; Malvaceae
Product: serine/threonine-protein kinase EDR1-like
Exons: 13
Coding region: 68-3091 (1007 amino acids)
Biological process (GO): protein phosphorylation
Molecular function (GO): ATP binding; protein kinase activity
Source: RefSeq, a predicted model, not a curated record
ACCCUCUUUACUCUCCCGACAUUCUGUUGACCAUUUCAAAAAAGAGAGAGAGAGAGAGAGAGAGAAAAUGCAGAGUGAGGAAACAGAGAAAGCCAAGAAGAUGAAGAAACGAGAAAAAAUGAAGCACAUUUUUAAGAAGCUUCAAUUUGGAGGCAGUCACGAUCCCAAUCGUCCUUCCACCACCGAAACGUUGCCGUCCGGUGAGACCGAUAAUCCACGCACCACGUCGGAGUUCUCUCCGGCGAGUCCUACUUCAUCAUCUCCGGUGACUACUUCAGUUGUUCCUGUGUCGUCGAGCAUGGGUCUCAAUACGCCGUCAUCGGCUGUGGCCGCGACGAAUCGAGCGUCGGAUUAUAUGUUAUCGGAGGAAGAAUUUCAGGUUCAGCUAGCCCUAGCUAUUAGCGCUUCCAAUUCGGAGGAUAGGAAGAAGGAUCAGAUCCGAGAGACGGGUUUUUUGAGUUUAGGUGAUCAUCAUCAGAUGGAUUUAGGGGUAGGGAGGGGGGAUAAGGAUGACGUGGCAGCUGAGGCUUUGGCCAGACAGUACUGGGAAUACAAUGUGCUUGAUUAUGAGGAAAGAGUGGUGGAUGGUUUCUUUGAUGUAUAUGGGCUUUCCACUGAUUCAGGAACCCAAGGAAAAAUGCCAUCUCUUACUGAUCUUGAAGCAAGUCUUGGAAAUUCUAGCUUUGAAGUUGUAAUUGUGAAACGAACAAUUGACCCGGCCCUAGAGGAGUUGUUGCAAAUUGCUCACUGUAUUUCAUUAGAUUGCCCUUCUACUAAUGUUGGUAUCUUAGUUCAAAGGCUUGCCGAACUUAUAACAGGGCAUAUGGGUGGUCCUGUUAAAGAUGCUAAUAUGAUUUUGUCCAAGUGGAUAGAAAGAAGUAUUGAGCUUAGAACAUCUCUUCAUACAAGCGUGUUGCCUAUUGGAUCAAUAAAUAUAGGCCUGUCUCGGCAUCGUGCUUUGCUCUUCAAGGUGUUGGCAGAUAGCAUAAGAUUACCUUGUAGACUGGUAAAAGGCAGUCACUUCACUGGCGUUGAGGAUGAUGCUGUAAAUAUAGUAAAACUUGAGGAGGAAAGGGAAUUUUUGGUUGAUCUAAUGGCAGCUCCUGGUACACUUAUACCCGCUGACAUUUUAAGUGCAAAAGAUACUACUUUGAAGUCAUACAAUCCAAUAAUGAACAACAUACCAACUCUUCAGUCACCUGGUGAUGUUUACUCAAGAGAAAGGCCACUUAAAGGUGAAGGUAGUAGUCACCAUCCAUUGAUCAAUAGCAGUAAGCCCUUUGAUUGGGGGUCAAGUUCUGGAACUGCAGAAGUGCUGCCUUCAUUAUCAGGCCCAAGUCGUGAUUCUGGUGUUGGUUCUUCUGGAUUUUCUAACAGAGUGACUCCUAAUCAGUUGGAUCAUCUUCCUUCAACUGCUAUUGGAACUUUAGUCUAUAAAGGGAGUCGUGGUGCCAAUGCAGUUGGUGAUGGCCAGAGGAUGAAUGUUAAUGUGGUGCCAUAUGGUCAGAGUAGUCAAGAGGACCCCAAAAAUCUUUUUGCAGAUCUUAAUCCAUUCCAGAUAAAAGGUGCAGGCAAAACUUCCCAUCAGAAUAAAUCUACAGAGACCAAAAUUGACGAGUUUCAGAGACAACCAAAUAAUGUAGUGGGGCGACCCCCAGUACCAUUGAUAUGGAAGAAUCGGCCUGUCUAUAAUGAGGUUCCCCAGAAAAAGUACAAUUAUAUGGAGGGCCACUUCCCAAAAGUCAAUCGUGAAUCUAAUGAUUUUAAUCAGUCAUCAGCAAGCCCCUCCAGCUCCAUCAAACCUGAAAAGGUCUACACUCAUGGUGUUAAGCCUCAUGCUGGCUUGGAUACAUCGAAUAGAAAUGAUAAAGUCCGCAAUCCUUUGUCUGAUACUGCCGCAUAUUUGGCAUCCACUACCAGUCAGUUCAAUAUCUUGCAACCGGCUGAGGACGCAAGCUCUAAAUUUAAGGAGCAUGUCACAAACGAACAUGAUUUACCAAAUAACACUGUGGAUUUGGUUAAUGAGCAAGAUAAUGAGAUUGGUUUCGACAGUUAUAGAAAGCAUGCCCAUGAUAGAUACAUGGGAAAUAAUCUCAAAUUGAAGGAUCCCGAAAGUCCUAGUUCAUCCUUUGAUUCUGGUGUUGGUUCUUCUGGAUUAUCUAACAGAGGGACCCCUAGUCAGUUGGAUCAUCAACUAUUUGAUGAUGUAGAUGUUGGUGAAUGUGAAAUUCCUUGGGAAGACUUGGAUCUUGGGGAAAGAAUUGGAAUAGGUUCCUAUGGAGAGGUCUAUCAUGCUGACUGGAAUGGCACGGAGGUUGCUGUCAAGAAGUUCCUAGACCAAGAUUUUUCUGGUGCUGCUUUGGCUGAGUUCAAAAGAGAAGUGCGAAUAAUGCGUAGACUGCGUCAUCCAAAUGUUGUUCUUUUUAUGGGUGCUGUUACUCGCCCUCCUAACCUGUCUAUCAUUACCGAGAUUCUUCCUAGAGGAAGCUUAUAUAAGAUUAUUCAUCGUCCUCAUCCUCAAAUUGAUGAGAAACGUAGAAUUAAGAUGGCUCUUGAUGUGGCAAGGGGCAUGAAUUGCCUACACACUAGCAUACCUACCAUCGUUCACCGUGAUUUGAAGUCUCCUAACCUUUUAGUUGAUAAAAACUGGAAUGUAAAGGUGUGUGAUUUUGGGUUGUCACGCUUGAAACAUAAUACCUUCCUAUCAUCUAAAUCAACUGCCGGAACACCCGAGUGGAUGGCACCAGAAGUACUUCGCAAUGAGCCCUCGAAUGAGAAAUGUGAUGUCUAUAGCUUUGGAAUCAUUCUCUGGGAGCUUGCUACUUUGAGAUUACCUUGGAGCGGAAUGAAUCCGAUGCAAGUCGUGGGUGCAGUUGGUUUCCAGAAUCGACGCCUCGACAUUCCCAAGGAACUCGAUCCUUUGGUUGCGAGAAUAAUUUGGCAAUGCUGGCAGACUGAUCCGAGUUUGCGGCCAUCAUUUGCGGAGCUUACGGUAGCUUUAAAACCCUUGCAGCGGCUUGUUAUCCCGUUGCAUCAAGAUCAAUCAAGCUCACCUAUGCCACAAGAGAUUUCAGUAAAUUCUACACCCUGAAAUCAAAAUCCUCAGUUCCUCAAUUGUGAAUAAGAAAGCUUUCUGUCCCUAUCCCUUCAAUGAGGUAAUUAAUGUAUUUAAAUGUUAAAAAAAGCUGCAUUUUUGGAGUUCAUGUUCAUAGUUUUGUCCAAAAGAAGGGAAAAAAAACUUGUGGAGUGUAUAUUCCAGUACUCUUUAAAACAAAGGUAAAAUUAAAACCGUUAUUAUAAAUUUUAAAA